AUAUUCAUUAUGGACGAGAUUGCCCCAGAGUACGAUGUUGUGGUGCUGGGCACUGGCCUGACCGAGUGUGUUUUGUCUGGUGUCCUUAGUGUCAAGGGCAACAAGGUCCUUCACAUCGAUCGCAAUGAUCACUAUGGAGGAGAAGCAGCUUCCGUCAACAUCGAAGCACUGUUCAAGAAAUACGGCAACGUCAGCCCCGGCGAGGAGCCAUGGAAGAAAUACGGGAGGGUCAAUGACUGGAACAUCGACUUGGUCCCCAAGCUGCUCAUGUCCAACGGAGAGUUGACCAACAUUUUGGUGUCCACCGAUGUUACCCGGUACCUCGAGUUCAAGCAGAUUGCUGGCAGCUAUGUCCAGCAAGGCAAGGGCCCCAAGGCGACCGUGGCUAAGGUGCCUUCGGAUGCUGGUGAAGCUCUCCGCUCAUCGCUCAUGGGCUUGUUCGAGAAGCGACGUGCCAAGAAGUUCCUCGAGUGGGUUGGUGAAUUCAAGGAGGACGACCCAGCCAGUCACCAGGGAUUGAACAUCCACACUUGCACUAUGAAGGAGGUCUACGACAAGUUCGGCCUCGAGGAUAACACCCGCGAUUUUGUCGGUCACUCUAUGGCUUUGUACCCCUCCGACGAAUAUAUCAACCAGAACGGUGCCGCCGUCGAAACCAUUAACCGCAUCCGCCUGUAUGUCAACUCUAUGGCACGCUACGGAAAAUCGCCUUACAUCUACCCUCUCUACGGUCUCGGCGAGCUGCCCCAGGGCUUCGCUCGUCUGUCUGCCAUCUACGGCGGUACCUACAUGUUGAACACCGACGUUGACGAGGUGCUUUACGAGAAUGGCAAGGUUUCCGGCAUCAAGGCGACCAUGAAGGACCGUGAUGACCAAUCCGAGGCCAUGAAGUUUGAGACCAAGACCAAGAAGAUCAUCGCUGAUCCUUCCUACUUCCCAAGCAAGUCUAAGGUCACCGGAUACUUGCUCAAGGCCAUCUGCAUUCUGAACCACCCCAUCGAUAAGACCGACGGCAGCGACUCUGUGCAGCUGAUCAUCCCCCAGUCCCAGGUUGGACGCAAGCACGAUAUUUACAUUGCUAUGGUCUCAUCCGCGCAUAACGUCUGCCCCAAGGGUUACUACGUCGCCAUUGUGUCCACCAUCGCCGAGAACGAUGCCAACCACCACCUUGAGCUUGAGGCUGGCUUCGAGCGUCUGGGCAAGAUUGAGGAGAAGUUCAUGGGACCUCCUAUUCCUCUCUACGAGCCCAUCGACAAUGGCGAGGAGUCCAACAUCUUCAUCUCUAAGAGCUAUGACGCGACAUCACACUUCGAGACUACGACCGACGAUGUCCGUGAUGUGUACCGCCGUGCCACUGGCGAGGAGUUGAAGGUUGAGGGUCUCCGGGAAGACCAGCAACUAGCCGCCGAGUAAAAAGGCGUCGCCUUGACAAUCGGAUAAUCUAGUACUACUUAGAUUGCUUAUAUUUCUCUUGGACAUGUGCGAUAGUCUCUCUGUUCAUUGUCCGCUCUUCCCUAUCAUAACAAACGAAGCACAAUAUCUCUGGUCAAUACCAUGCUCUUCGCUCGUACGAUGGAUAGAAUUUGCCAACUUUAUUGAUGCAAA
Messenger RNA from Penicillium crustosum, 1605 nucleotides. RefSeq names its product secretory pathway gdp dissociation inhibitor. Gene Ontology annotation, biological process: small GTPase-mediated signal transduction; vesicle-mediated transport; protein transport. The transcript is spliced from 8 exons. NCBI's taxonomy places the organism in Eukaryota, Fungi, Ascomycota, Eurotiomycetes, Eurotiales, Aspergillaceae. Gene Ontology annotation, molecular function: Rab GDP-dissociation inhibitor activity. Gene Ontology annotation, cellular component: cytoplasm. The record is from RefSeq and is a predicted model, not a curated record. Bases 10 to 1413 code for a protein of 467 amino acids.